This is a messenger RNA of Cladocopium goreaui, 1762 nucleotides long. Lineage: Eukaryota; Dinophyceae; Suessiales; Symbiodiniaceae. The record is from the annotation of a GenBank genome assembly.
AUUUGGCUGAAAUCACGCAUAGUAACUUUCCUGCAAGUGCUGUCCUAAAUUGCAAUCAUGCCGGGUGGAUCUCCUGCUCGAACUCCGCUUAUCAACUCCGAGCUGGUGCCGCAACAACAGGGAAUGACUGGUGCUUCUGCUCCCAGUGCACGCCAGGCCAUCAAUGACGAUGCCCUGAUGUCUGCGCAGGAGCAGACUCCGGCCUAUCGGGCGCUUUACGAAAACAACUUGAUCUGCAACCAGUACCGAAUUCGCAGAGUGGAGGAUCUGGACAUGAUCAAGGGAAACUGGGACUUGAACCAGAGCUUGAUGCUGCAGGCACUUAGCUGUCAUGGCUGCUGCUGUUUGGUGAAGUUCUUCGUGGUGAACGCCGGCUGCAUCCGCAGGGGCAGACAUCAGAACGGCCGCUACAUGUUCUUUGGGCCUGGCGUGCAUGUGUAUCCUUCACCCUACAUCAGUGUCGACCACCACGACGUGAGGCUCACGGAGGGUGCCAUCAUUCAUGGCACCAAGGCGAUCAUUACAGUGACGCAAGGCUUCGUGGGCCUAGCCAUGGAUCGCGGGCAGCCAGUACUUCUUCCACCUGGCCUCCAUCAAUGGGAUAGUCCCACCAUUGAGUUCCAGCGCCUCAUUGACCUUGCAUCCAGCAUCAUUUGCCUGGGGCCAUACACCCUCAUCACUGUCGACGAGGGCUAUGCUGCAGUGACACAGGACAACGGAGAACAGAAAAUCCUUGAAGGAGGCCGGGCAUAUAUGCUGACCCACAGGAACUGGAAGUUUGAGAAGUUCAUGACGAAGAAACUUCAGACAAACGACGUGGGCCCGAUGAAGGUGACCACAGGCGAUAACGUGCCCUUGGAGGCUACAGCAACAGUGAACUGGCUCAUAGAGGAUGCCAAGCUGGCGGCACGGAUGGCAGCGAACACCAUGGCUGAUAACCAGCGCAGCGCCGUGACCAACGCUGGAGAGUUCGACAUCAGCAAGCUUCGUCAGGAUGUGCUGCGGCAGGUAACCGCUUCGUUGGCAUCCUUCAUCGGCUCAGUCAGUUACUCUGCUCACGGCCACGAGGCCAUGAUGGCCCGCAGUGAGACCGACAAGAAACGAGAGGCUGGUGUUGAAGUGGACAACGAGGGUCGAAGGGCGCUCUUUGAUCCUGAUCGAUUGGUGAAGUCAGCGGAGCAUGCGAACACGAUUUGUCAUCAGUAUGGGGUCAAGAUCUUGUCCAUCAAUCUCAUUUCUGCUUCUCCUUCGGACCGUGGCCUUUUAGAUGCUCUUAGUCAAGGGGCUGUGGCAUCCGUGGCAGCGGAGCAAACAGAGACAGCAGCAAGAGGCGAUGCACAAGCACUGCUACUGAAGGCAAAGGCGGAGGCGGAAGCAGCCAGAAUCCGCGCAGAGGGAGACGCCCGCGCAGAGGAGCUCCGUGCAGAAGGCUCUCUGAAGGCUGCGAAAAGGCUCGAGGAUUCCGAGGUGGCAGUCUCGCUGGCAAAACUCAAAACAGCUGGCGCCUGCCUCAAGGAUGGCAAGGCGAACUCGUUCUUCUUUGGACUGCAGGGUGCCACAGACAUUCCUGGAGGCAUGCUCGGCACAGCAGCCUUGGCUGGUGCUGUAACCAAAGAUUCUUGAGAAGGUCGCCAUCGUUGAGGCGAACGAACCUGUAGCGCGCUUGCGAAGCGAACGUGAGCUACAGUCCGACUGCACCAGUCACAGACCAGCCACUGAGCUGCUGGUUCUUUUCAUACAGAAGGCCGGCAGGAAGAUUUUG